AUGGUUGACAUUCCCGAAUUGCACCAGCCCGGACGCGAGCGCCAGGCCGACUUCCAGACCUACUUGCACCGUAUCGGUCGUACCGGACGUUUCGGCCGUGUGGGAGUCUCGAUUUCGUUCGUGUCGAACCGCGACGAGUGGAACAUGCUUAACCAGAUCCAGAGAUACUUCAACACGGACAUCCAGCGGAUCGACACCAACGACUGGGACGAGGUGGAGGACAUCAUCAAGAAGACCAUUAAGAACACCCGUGCCCAAGCCGGUUUUGGGCGGUGA
Messenger RNA from Aspergillus melleus, 276 nucleotides. RefSeq names its product RNA helicase required for poly(A+) mRNA export. The record is from RefSeq and is a predicted model, not a curated record. NCBI's taxonomy places the organism in Eukaryota, Fungi, Ascomycota, Eurotiomycetes, Eurotiales, Aspergillaceae. The coding region runs from base 1 to 276 and encodes 91 amino acids. The transcript is spliced from 2 exons.